AUCAUCGCACCACUACUUUCUACCUCGUGCGAGCCGCCGCCGACGAAGACGAAGCAGAAGCACCGCACGCUCAUGACAUAAGACGAGACCGUGCCAAGGGCGCUCACAGGACGCUUACGAUGGGGAUCUCGGGCCUCUUGCCGCUCCUCAAGGACAUCCAGAGAGAGGCACAUGUGCAAGACUACCGGGGCAAGACGCUGGGCAUCGAUGCCUACGUCUGGCUCCACAGAGGCGCCUACGGAUGCGCUCAAGAUCUGGCCAUGGGCCGUCCGACGACGGCCUACAUGAAUCUGGCCUUAAGCAGACUGCAUAUGCUCAAACACUAUGGCAUCACGCCGUAUGUCGUCUUUGACGGAGGUCACCUCCCAGCCAAGCGAGGUACAGAGGAUGAGCGAAGGAGACGCCGCGACGAGCACCUGCAGCAAGCGAGGAAAUUCCUGGGCCAGGGACGGCAGAAGCAAGCGUUUGAGCACUUUACCAAGUGCGUCGAUGUGACGCCGGCGAUGGCCUACCAGCUCAUUAAGGUGCUCCGAGAGCAGGACAUCGACUACAUCGUUGCGCCCUAUGAGGCCGACGCCCAGCUGGCCUAUCUCGAAAGGCGCGGCGUCAUCGAUGGCAUCAUCACCGAGGACUCUGACCUGCUUGUCUUUGGAUGCCAGACGGUCCUGUACAAGCUCACGCCCGAGGGUAACUGCAUCGAGGUGCGACAGAGCGAAAAGGCACGAUGUCGGUCGCUUCCCUUUACUGCCUUUCCCGAGGAGUCCUUUCGGCAGAUGGCCAUCUUGUCCGGUUGCGACUACCUCGAUUCGAUUCCGGGCAUGGGGCUCAAGACGGCGCACAAGCUCCUCAAGCGCUUCAAGACCGUGUCCAAGGCCCUCUCUGCCGCGAGGAUGGACGGGAUGAAUGUGCCGCCGACGUACGAAAGGGACUUUGAACGCGCGGAAAAGACGUUUGUGUACCAGCGUGUCUUUGAUCGAGACGAGCAAGGCCACUUCCGGCUCGUUACUCUCACGCCUGCCUCGUCCUACGAUGGCGAUCUGGACGCCGACGACUGCAUCGGUGCCGAUUUGCCCGAGGAGCUUGCCAAGGGCAUUGCUCGCGGCGACAUUGAUCCCAUCACCCGACUCCCCGUCGAAGGGCUACUUACGAGGACCAGCUCCGCUUCCGCCGGGCCAAUGUCGUCGAGCAGCUCGUCGAAAAAGACGAUCAACAGGGCAUACAGCGCCCCGUCACGAUUCAACAAGCAAGCCAAAUCGGAGCCCGGGCAGCGGGGUAUUAAGGGCUUCUUUGCUGUCGCAAAGGGCGAGUCGUCGAAGUCCUGUUCUCGACAACAAGAAACGCCCUCUCGGGCUCCGCUGGCGCCAAGAUCGGUUAAUCAGUCGGUGUCCAAGCAAAGCUCGAGCGAUGCAGUCGAAGGCGAGGCAAGCAAAUUCUUUGCAAAGGUGUCACCGGCCAAGGAGGCAGACACCAGCCUAGCAACUUUCACGCCUCGCUCCAAACGACAGCGGACUGACAGCUUGGCGAGCGCAGACUCGGUAUCGUCGCCCGCCUCUUCGGCACACGUCUCGCCUCAGGCGCGCAAGCUCAAAGAUCUACUCUCUUCGGAUCCAGUCGACGUGGACACGGAUGUAGAGGAUGUCGAUGAGGAUCGCUUGACCAACGUGUCGAUGUCCUGGAAGACAAAAUUUGCGUACUCGCCGGACAGUACGCUGACGCCUCGCGGCAAGCCUGCGGCCGUCAUGGAGAGUGUCAAGAGGAGGAGGUCGAACGCGCUCAGCAUCGAUGAAGGAACGACUUCGAAGAGGAACAUCACCGUUACAGAAGAAGACCACUUCUCGUCCACCACCGUGAGCCGCCGAGAGGAGCCUAAUACGCCGAGCAUUACGAUGGGCAGGCUCGAAAUCGGCAGCGGCACCCUCGCUGCGUCGGAUCCACCAUCGCCGCCGCCUGCUCUGCUUGCGGCUUCCGGCGGCCACCAUCGAGUUGCCGCCGUUCGGCCUUCGCUCGAGAGCUUCCGCUGCCCACGCGGCAGCAAUUGACAGUGAUCCUUACUGACACACACAUCGCAUCUACUUCUCUGCCUCCCUCCACUCAUUUGUUAUAACAAGAGAUCCCCUUUACCCACGCAAGAACAAUGUACCGGUAUCCUUAGCU
Molecule: messenger RNA, 2154 nt
Organism: Acaromyces ingoldii
Lineage: Eukaryota; Fungi; Basidiomycota; Exobasidiomycetes; Exobasidiales; Cryptobasidiaceae
Product: PIN domain-like protein
Exons: 4
Coding region: 120-2039 (639 amino acids)
Biological process (GO): DNA double-strand break processing; mismatch repair; DNA recombination
Cellular component (GO): nucleus
Molecular function (GO): 5'-3' DNA exonuclease activity; 5'-flap endonuclease activity; DNA binding
Source: RefSeq, a predicted model, not a curated record